AUGACGCUGACUUCUAAGGCUCCAAAGUGGAUUUCAGAUUUGGCGUCCAAGACGCUCAAAGAUAGGGACCUCGUUGAGCCACUGGACCCGCUGCUGCUGGUCAACAUUGCUAUAUCUCUCGUGCCGAUGUUGGGCGACCCGCCGAAGUCGGUCGCAAUGUGCCUAUUCUUCUGUGGCCACGCGGGGCCUGCAAUGUUCUGGCCCCAGAUCAGCCCUCAUUUCGACGUUCCUGGCUUAAGCUGGCGCGCGCUCGACUACAUUGCAGGGCCCGAGCACGACAUGACGACCCUGUGCGGUGUGCUGUUCGGCAUGUAUUGCAUCAUGGAGUGCGUACCCGGUGCCCUGUGCUGGUUCUCCCCCGAAUGCAACAUGCGGUUACAAUUCAUGAGCAAAGGCACGCGCAAACGCAGCACCGAGGACCCGUUCGGCGACUUGAUGUACACAUCUGGUUCUAAUUCGUGUGCUAUUGUGCUGCGCGCGCCCUAG
Molecule: messenger RNA, 486 nt
Organism: Prorocentrum cordatum
Lineage: Eukaryota; Dinophyceae; Prorocentrales; Prorocentraceae
Source: the annotation of a GenBank genome assembly